Molecule: messenger RNA, 1560 nt
Organism: Saccharomycopsis crataegensis
Lineage: Eukaryota; Fungi; Ascomycota; Saccharomycetes; Ascoideales; Saccharomycopsidaceae
Exons: 1
Coding region: 1-1560 (519 amino acids)
Biological process (GO): transmembrane transport
Cellular component (GO): plasma membrane
Molecular function (GO): transmembrane transporter activity
Source: RefSeq, a predicted model, not a curated record
AUGGACUCCAUUAAGUCAAAGGACCAAAGAGAAAUAGAGCUCUUCAACAUCGAGGACAAACACGAAGAUGAAAACUAUGAUUCGUCACAUUUUUCAUUGAACAAUGACUUUUUCCUUAAUGACGAAUCCAAAGCUCUUAAAGUGAAAGAGUUUGCUCUAGAAUUACAAAUUGACGAAAGAAAACUUAUGUGGAAGAUCGACUUUUUCGUCUUGGCUCCGUUCUGUCUUCUUUAUCUCAUCGCUAAUUUUGACCGUACGCAUUUUGGGCUUCUUUAUCUUAAUGGUAUCACCUCUACCCUCGAAAUCACCCAAUUACAGUAUUUCGCGGCCUGUGCUGCUUUCUUUUCCCCAUAUGUGUUUUUCCAAUUCUUCUCCAACUUGAUAUUGAAAUCCGUCAGACCUCAUUUCUGGAUCAGUAUUUCUGUGCUAUUCUAUGGUGCCUUUGUUCUAGCUUCUGGUUUUGUGAAGAGUUAUAGUGGCUAUAUCGCUUGCGAAUUCUUCCAUGGUGUGUUUCAAUCAGGUUGUGACAGUGCCGUCUUUUAUAUCCUUGCACAUUAUUAUGAGAGAAGAGAAUCACAAAAGAGAAUCUCCUAUUUCUACUCCACUCAGCACAUUGCCAUGCUUAUCAACACCGUUCUCUGUUACGGUAUCAACCUUCAUAUGCAUGACCGUUAUGGGCUUGAAACCUGGAGAUGGUUGUUGAUUAUUGAGGGUAGCAUCACUAUGGGAAGUGCUUUUAUCUUGUUCUUCAUCUUACCUGAUUUCCCUGAAGGUAUGAGAUUCUUCACUAACAACGAAACCCUCUUCAUCGUCAAGAAGUUGGAAGUUUACUUUGGGAAAUCCGGGUACAAUAUUAGCUUCUCUUGGAAAGAAGUUGGCCAAACCCUUAGAGACCCAAUGGUUUGGCUUCCGGGGAUUGCUGCCAUGUUCUUGGGAAUUAUUCCUUAUGAUUUCACCUACAUUCAAAGUAUCAGUUUCAAUUUCCUUGGUUACUCAGUUGAAGGGGCCAUGGAAAAGGCAAUUUACCCAUGGAUUUGCGGGUUCCUUUACAUUAUCUUUACUGGAUACAUGUCUGACUACUUUAGAAUACGGUCUCCGUUCGUUAUUGUUGGCACAAUAUUCACAAUAUACGGUCUUAUGGUGCUUCGAUACAUUCACAGCGUGAGUAUGAAAGAUCCAUGGAAGUACUCCACCGAUUUCUUUAUCGCUUGCGGGGCCUAUUCUGCGCUUCCACACUUCAUUGGAUGGGCCACUUUUAACUUGUGUGGUCAUUUAAGAAGAUCGGUGGCUACAUCUCUCAUGAUCAGUUUAUCAGAUUUGUCAGGUCUUUAUGGGUUGUUCAUCCUUCUUAAUAACAACAUCAAACUCACCAAGGCCACCACAGUAGGGUAUGUCUGGGAAAUUGUGUCAUUAUUACUAGUAAUUGCCUACGUGUGCUUGGUUUAUCACGAAAACAAGAAGAAGAGAUCAAGAGAGUACAAAGACAGUUUCAAUGAGCUUUCUGAAAGAAAGAAGAUUUUAGUUGGUGACAAAAACCCAAGUUACGAUUAUAUGUAUUAG